This is a messenger RNA of Cajanus cajan (pigeon pea), 1483 nucleotides long. RefSeq names its product ribosomal RNA small subunit methyltransferase J. The record is from RefSeq and is a predicted model, not a curated record. Gene Ontology annotation, cellular component: chloroplast envelope; chloroplast thylakoid membrane. Lineage: Eukaryota; Viridiplantae; Streptophyta; Magnoliopsida; Fabales; Fabaceae.
CGAAAAUGCAAGCAACCUAAUAGCCGAAGCCAGAAAGAGGAUUAUUGAGCUUGGAGGCUUCUCGCAGACGCAGACGCAGAGACAUUGUCCUUCUGAAUCUCCUCUAAUCUAAUCUAAUCCGAUACAAUGGCUUCUACUUCUUGUUCUCUUGCUUCUCAGUUUCUUCCCCUCAGAAAAGUUUCUACAGUCCCUUUUCACUCAACAAAUUGCACAAGUUUGGCAUUUCCAAGACAGGCGCUGUUGUUUUGUUCAAAAUCAACCCGCGUAGCAGCGGCGUCAAACUCAAACAAUUCCAAAGCUUCGUCAAAAGAGAAGGAAGUGGAGGUGGAAGUGGAGGAGGAGCUGCCGUGGAUUCAGGAAAAGGCUUUGGACCUGGUCGAGUUCACUGGCUCCGUUACUCAAGCCAUUCCUGGCCCCAGAGUGGGUCCCACCUCCUUACCUUGGAUUCUCGCUGUGCCUCUGGCAUAUGCUGCCCUCACUUUCGCCAUUGCCUUUGUCAAAACCCUCAGGAAAUUCACUUCUCCCAAAGCAAAACGCCGGAGACUGGUCAGUAAAAAUGCGAAUCUAUGCAAGUCGAUCGAUGAUUUGUUUCAAAAUGGAAGAGAUCAAGUUAAGCUUGAUACGCUCAAGGAAAUUGAGAAAAAGACAGGUUUUGAUUUGGAAGAAAUUUUUCGCAAGUAUAUCCGGUAUGCUCUGAAUGAGAAAGCAUUCAACCCUGACAUGGUAGCUGAUUUAAUUCAGCUAAGGAGAGCUUCUAUGUUAAAUGAUUCACAAGUUGCUGAGAUUCUGAAUGAAAUUUCUCGACGAAUUGUGCGAGACAAAGGCCCUAUUGUGAUGGAUAAAUCAGGUUAUACUGAAAAGGGUUUCAAGAGAAAAAUAGCUGUUCAGGCCCUUUUUGGAAAGGUCUUCUAUCUGUCCGAGCUUCCAGAGUUUUGCUCAAGAGAUAGCUCCUUAGUUGUCAAAGAAAUCUUCGGUGUUACAGAUGAAGAUGCUGACAAACUCAGAAUUCACACUGUCUCUGAAGUUGGAAGUUUAGAUGCACUUGAGAAGAUGGUUGAUAGUUCAGAUUCAGAGGAUGCUAGCGAGGCAUCAUCCGAGGCCUCUUAAAACAAAUCAAUUUCGAUGUUUAGAUUCGAAUAGGUUAAAGAAUGACUUGGUGCUACAAAUUAAUUGUACAACACCAUCAUCGGCUCCCUCCAAAGAUAAAAAUUUCAGAGGAAAAAGCAGCCAUUUUCAUUAAUUUUUAGUCUAGGUACAUUUUACGGUGCACUUAUGUACUUUCAAGAUCCUUCAUAUUUGCUUGAUAUUUUUCUUAUAACUGGCUUAUAGGUCAGUCUUAGCGGCAUUGCUGUUUAGACUUUGAGAAAUAGACUAACAAUUAUUAAACAUACAUUUGGGUAUAGAUGUAGAACCAUAUAUGUUCGUUUAGGAUCACACUUUGACACACAAGGAGUUCAUUUCAUGUCUUGAUUUCCGUUUCAAA